Messenger RNA from Meloidogyne enterolobii, 1932 nucleotides. NCBI's taxonomy places the organism in Eukaryota, Metazoa, Nematoda, Chromadorea, Rhabditida, Meloidogynidae. The record is from the annotation of a GenBank genome assembly.
AUGUCGCAGCAAAAUUUGCCGACGAGAGGGUAUACCUCAAUUAAAUUUGAAGAAGACAAUGAAAAUUUAAUAAAAAAAGAAGAGGAGGGUAAUGUGCCGAACAUUUUUUCUCCUCCAAAUGGAAAGGAAGAAGAAGAAUAUAAUAAUAAAUCUGACUGUAAUACAGAAGAACAGACGGGGAAUGGGCAUGAAAAUAUUAAUGACUUAAAUGGUGGAAAUGGAAGGGCAAAAUAUAGUUAUUCUUGCUCUCCAACGGUUGUUUGUGAAGAACAUCCACCACCACGAAUAACAUCCCAAACACCUACAAGCCCCUCAAAUAAUCAAAAAGAGAUUAAAGAUGAAAAACAAAAUAAAGAUAAUGAAUCUAAUAAUAAUAUAAUAAAUUCAGAAAAUAAUUUGUUAAUAAAAUCAGAAGAAACACAAAGAGCACAGGCUAUUUGUAUGCAAAGAAUGCUUUUUGCUAUGGCUUGUGCUCAACAACAGCAACAACAAAUGCAGAGACCUUCACGUUCAUCAAUUAGUCCUUCUAAUGGAUGUGAAAAGUCUACAUCUAUACCAACAUCUAAUAAUCGUGAACAACAACUUCCACCUGGGACGAGCUCAAGUGGACUUUUCCCUUCUGGCCCAGUAUUUCCUCCUUUUCCAAUGGCUGCUGCAGCUGCGGCAGCUUUUUGUGGAAUUAAUUCAAAUACAAUUGAACAGAUUUUAAAAACCUUUGAACAAUUAGAAGAAGCUAAUGAAAUUGAGCAAUUGGGACGUUUUCUGUUUUCAUUACCUCCUCCACUUCAAAUAAAAAUUGGAAUGACUGAACCUGUAUUGAGGGCUAAAGCUUUGAUUUGUUAUCAUAGUGGUAACUUCAAGGAACUUUAUAAUAUAUUAGAAAAUCACAAAUUCUCUCCAAAUUCUCAUUCCAAAUUGCAACUUUUAUGGCAAGAAGCUCAUUACCAAGAGGCCGAAAAAAUUCGUGGAAGAGGACUUGGUCCUGUGGAUAAAUAUCGUGUAAGGAAAAAACAUCCUUGUCCUCCAACAAUUUGGGAUGGAGAACAAAAGACUCAUUGUUUCAAAGAAAAAACAAGAACAAUUCUACGAAAGUAUUAUUUACAAGAUUGUUACCCAAAUCCUGCAAAGAAAAAAAUUCUUGCCGAAGAAACGGGACUAAGUCCAACACAGGUUGGCAAUUGGUUUAAAAACAGGCGUCAAAGAGAUCGGGCAGCCACUCAUAAACAUAAAAUGAGUGCAAAUAUGUUACCUGCCGGUCUUUCUCUAUCAGGAAAAUUAUCUUCCAGAAAAAAAGCAUCAAAAAGUGGUUGUUCUUUUGAGGAUGAUGAACAAAAUAAUUUAACAAAAAAUUCAAUGGAUAUCGAUUCUAAUUCUGAAAAUUCUGAGAUAAUUUCUGAUGAAAAUUGUGGAGAUUCUUUGAUGUCGAGUUUGGAUGAAGAGAAUGAAUUAAAUGAAAGGGAGGAAGGUGAUCAGAAAAAGGAAAAUCCUGUUAAAAAUGUUGGAUUUAAUGGAAUUGCUAAUUUACUCGGCCUUAUUCAUCAAAAUAAACAAGAACAACAACAACAAAAUAUUCCAGUACCCCCCUCCCCCUUUCCUCCUUUUCCUCCAAAUUUUUCUGCCAACGGAACAGCUUUGCAUCCAAUGCAAAUAUUAAUGCUUAUGCAAUCAGCUGCAACACAACAUGCUUUAUUCCAACAAAGACAACAACAAGUCCAACAAGUAUUGAGCCAAAAUGAGACUUCCUCUUCAACAUCAGAACAUUCUCCAACCUCCACUAAUUCUUCCCCAACCCAAAAAAUGAUAGAAAACAAUGGAAACAAAUUAGGAAAGAAACCUCAUCAGAAAAAGAAAUCAGGAAAUGGACCAAAAACAAAACCAUUUAAAUUAUCUAUUGAUCAAAUUUUAGGCCAAAAAACUUCCGGAUUUUUAUAA